ACCAUGUGGUUUUUAUGUGAACCAUACUAAGACCAUGUUUGAUCCCUCCCUUAAGGAAUUCAAGUAGACUGCGUAGCACUUACCAAUCGCAAGCGUACAAUAAUCAUCGCGAACUAUGACACCUAAGAUACUACACCGUUUGGCUUUUAAGGCUGUUUGUGCCGACUCGUACGUGUGAGCCAAUGGCCCUCACCAUCGACAGGCCCGUGCCUUGCUUAGCUUGCAGACGGCAUCACCCUUUGACAACAUGCUGCUGCUCGCACCUAUCAAUAUUGGUACAUAUUCCGCCUGUAGCACGUGUAUCGUGUGCUCUCGGCUGUUGUCGGACUCGAUGGAUAACCAGUUCCACAGCCGAAGGGAGCCCGGAGGCAGUCUUCAAUGCUGCACUAGACAAAGCUGGCCUCAUGGCGAAACCUCUCCGUGUGCCCGCGUCAGCGCUUGUGACGAACCAGCCUUUCACGACCCGGUCUUUAACGCGGAAGGCUUCCAUUGCGGAGUCGGUCCUAUGCCCUGGGCUCCGGGGCCCAGAGCUUGCUGCGCUCUAUGGAUCUGACCUACAGGGCGUCAUGCAACGUUCGGACGUCGAGUGUGCCACUGCACACGACCGGGACAUCGUGGAUUGGCUUCCUGAGCUUGAAGAGGACAAACUUGAAGGUUUCCUCGACACUGCGCCACCCGCCUACUAUGGCGAGUCGGACUGUAUCCGCUCUACCUUGUGUGCUGUCGUCGUGCAGCCGGGCGGAGGACCUUGUGCUGCAUGCCGGGAACUGGGCGUGGACAAGAAACACAAACUGCUACGCAAAGCACAGCGCGCGCAGCAGCGCAUCCUCUUGUUGGAGCAGGGCCUGCCGGCACUGCUUCCGACAUCGCUGCUGUCAACCCUCGGCCGGGCUGAACUGUUGUUGCGCCUCCAGGCGGCGCUACAACAUGCACAAGUUCUUCUCCAGGAUCUCGACACGGCACGUAGAUCAGUGGCAGCCAAUGCAGAGCGAACACGACCGGCACUCGUGGAUGAGCUGGAGGAGGCGUUUCGGUCGGGCAGACUGGAGCAUGGGUCUGUGUUUGCUUCUCUCAUGCGGGGCGCGGUGAGGGGCGACAGUCGCCGGGGCCGCCAGCUGGACCAUAUCGAGCGGGCCUUCUACCUCCUGUUGCUGCAGAUGGGUGGCCCUAUCGUGGUCAAAUUCGUGGCCGCCAACUUCAACGGCCCACAUCUUCGAACCAUCCAGAGGAGUCGCGCCAGUCAGGCGUACUUCCGGGUUGGGCCUGCACAUGACGAUGCCAACAUCAAAGGAGUACUCGGCGUGUUGACGGAGUUUAACCAGCACGCACUGCCCCUGGUGAUCAGUGAAGACGCGAGUGCACUUUCACCGCGGCUUGACACCGUGCACCGCCAUGGCGCCAUCCUCGCGUAUGGCAUGUGUGGUGGAUCGGAGCAGGUAGAUGCACAUAGCGUCUACGUGCCCGUUCGUGCCGUUGGGACAGACAACAAGGACACUGCACCGGCACUGCUCCGCAACAUCGAUACCUUGGACAAGUCUCUCGAGGAGAACGGUGCCGUACCUAUGGCGCACGUCGGCGAUGGUGCGGCCAGCUUCAGGCGCCAAGCCAUCCACCCGACCAAGAAGCUGCUCAUCGGGCCGUACCUUAUCAACCCGAACAUCCUCGUGACAAUGGCCAAGGAGGGCGAGGUGGACAUUACGGCCAGCGACCUCGAUUACGCCGACAAGCAGAACCAGUCGGCAACAAUGAAGCUGUCAGACCACCACGUAGACCCCAAGACCAGGAAGGUCGUCGCGGUGGACUCGAUACGGGCGGCUAUCGCGUCGCGCUGCAAACGGAGCCCUGCGGGUGGAGUGGGCUCCACCGCUGAUGGGACCUAUUACGGCACGUAUCUCUUUCAUUCCUUCUUCCACAUGUUCACUGGCGUCUUCUACACGGACGCCGUGGGGGAGCCCGCAGUCGCGGCCAUCCGUGCUUACUACCCCGACGACAACAGUGUCACUGCCGCAAUCAACGCGGGACUCGAGGAGGUCCAAGCGCUCCUGACAAUGGACAUCG
Messenger RNA from Volvox carteri f. nagariensis, 2058 nucleotides. RefSeq lists its product as uncharacterized. The annotation marks the transcript as partial. Lineage: Eukaryota; Viridiplantae; Chlorophyta; Chlorophyceae; Chlamydomonadales; Volvocaceae. The transcript has 9 exons. The record is from RefSeq and is a predicted model, not a curated record.